CGUUGUGUUUUGGGGGUGGGUUGGUGGGGGCGUUGUCUUUCUUAUCUCCGUGGACGACUGCAUGGUGAUAAAACGGAGUGUACAGUCGAACCAGAAAGUUGCUGUCUUGAAAUAGUGUGAGCGUUAGAGGUGGCGAGAAGACGGGGUUUUUUUUUGAUGGUAGGUCUGUAAUGUCCUCUGUGGUCUCUUAGACACGUAGCCUGUUACUUAAAGUCUUUGUCAAGUUUUUUUUUUUAUAUAUAAGUUAGGUAUGGUCUCACAUAUACAUAUUUAUUUGUAGGUGUGUAUAACAUGUAAUAUAGUAUUUCUAUAUCAGUAGUGGCCUCACAAAAAUUCUUAAAUGUAGUCUCAUAUUUUUAAAAAUAUAUAAAGUUCGUAAACGAAAAGAAUAAAUAAAAUGUGGUCUCAUAUUUACAAGCCAAGUGUAGUCUCAUAUUUACAAGCCAAGUGUAGUCUCAUAUUUACAAGCCAAGUGUGGUCUCAUAUUUACAAGCCAAGUGUGGUCUCAUAUUUACAAGCCAAGUGUGGUCUCAUAUUUACAAGCUAAGUGUAUUCUCAUUUUUACAAUCCAAGUGUAGUCUCAUAUUUACAAGCCAAGUGUGGUCUCAUAUUAACAGGCAAAGUCUGGUAUCAUCACUUGCACAAGAAGGGAGGUGUAGAGGGGGGUUGAUCCGCUCCUGGUGACAUAUUUUUCUAUAUAUAAUAUUGAGGAACAGCAUUUUCAGCAAACUGCAGAGUAUUUGAUAUUUGUUUUGUUUUUUCCUGUGUGGGGGCGACAAUAAUCUUGACCCGUCCGGGCAAGCACUAACCCCAGUUACGCCAGUGGGGCUCACCUUUAUAUAUUACGAAUAUUUAUAUUUGAAGCGGGUCUAGUAUUUAACUGCGUAAAUUUAUUUCCUAAACAUUGCGGUAUCUGUUUAAAUUUAAAAUUAAUAAAUACAAUUUAAAACAAAUUAUUAUUUAUUUUUUUUUUUAAAUAGGGUCUCAUAAAAAUGUAAAAAAGUUGUGUCACAACCAACAAAUGCUUAAAUAAUGAUUGUGCUCCUUCAAUAUUUGAGGGACUAGCAUUUAUACCCCCCCCCCCCAAUUUUUUCGUGACCUUUAACCCGGUUUUUUUUUAAAUAGGGUCUCAUAAAAAUGUAAAAAAGUUGUGUCACAACCAACAAAUGCUUUAAUAAUGAUUGUGCUCCUUCAAUAUUUGAAGGACUAGCAUUUAUACCCCCCCCCCCCAAUAUUUUCGUGAACAUUAACACGGUAACAGGUUUGUAUGUCUUUAUAUAUUUAUUAUGUAUUUUGCUAUUUGCUAGAAUACAUUUAGCAAUUAUAUCAUCGCUUAAAUAGUUAUAAAUUUCGCAGAAAACAGAGCCGUUCGAAAGAAAAUAUGGGUCUAUAGAACAAAACCUGAAUAUGUUCCCCUCCUUUCUACACACGUUUCAUUAAUGAUACUUCGUCCGCCGAAAGUCAAUAAUGAUCAUUUCAAAAAUCGGCUUUUUACUACGGGUGAAUAAGUGUGUGGUUGCGCAGAUGACCGGAUCAGGCCGAUUCUAGCACGAAAUUUUCUGGUGCACAGAAGGUUUGAGGGGGGUGAUGAGACAACUCUGGGUACAUGUUAGUCUCAUGGUGUGCUGAUCCCGUGCCACGAGUCUCGAGACAUUCAUAUCACGUGGAACAUAUAUAAUGUACAUAUAUGUGUAUAUUGACGAUUUUGGCGCCCCCUUGAUGUCAGCAUCGGUUUUGGCUUCUUCUCUUCUCCCCCCCCCCUUUUUUUUUUUUCCAUUCGCACUGCAUUUGGCAAAACUUAAAACAAUAACUGAGUUUAUUUAUUUAUAUUAUUGCUUUUUUCAUCUCUUAGCAUUCAUCACCACAAGCAGAAACAUAAAGAAUAGCAGAACAAAGGUCAAGUAUUUGGAACAUAGAGAAUAGUACAACAAUCGUCAAGUGGAGAAAUUGAGAAAUAGUAAGACAGCAAAAGGAAGCGAUGGCCAGCAGCGGUCAGUUGUCCACACGGGCAACGGUGGCCUUGGUUUUGGUGAUUUCUAUUGUUGCUGUCUCGUCGGAAAGGUCACAACGACUGGUGUGAGUAGUCCGGUUGGUAUAGUGUUGCUGAGGUCGUGAAUGCGGUAAAUAUGUUGAUGUGAUCUGAUGAGCUAGAUGUAUCUGGGGAAAAUAUGCGGCACGGUGGAAAGUGAGCAUAUAUAUAUAUAUAUAUGUUUAAAGGGGUCCUCGAAUGUUUAAAUGGGGCCUCAGAUGUUUGAGGGGGUCCUCGGAUGUUUAAGGGGGGCCUCAGAUGUUUGAGGGGGGCCUCAGAUGUUUAAAGGGGUCCUCAGAUGUUUAAGGUUAAGGGGGGCCUCGGAUGUUUAAGGGGGCCUCGUAUAUUUAAGGGGCCCAAAGACGAUGUUAAAAAAACAACAAGCAUAAAUCUAUCGAUUACGAAUGCAGUGGAACACAAGCUGAAAAUUGCCAGAAGUUUUCCCCACAGAACCGUCAUUGGAGGGGGGGGGGCUCACAUUAUUUAAACAGUUAUGGUGUGGAAAAAAUAUUAAAGUUUUAAAAUCUGAAUGCAAAAAAAAAGGGGGGGGGGGGGACAAAAACAGGGGGCCCAAAAAGGAAGGCGACAGCUCUGGGUCCUCAAAAAGUCCCGCGAUGACGAUGGCUCUGUAUGGGGAGUAAUCAGGGAUGAUGGGUGAGAGUGAAGAAAGUACGAGUGAUACUACAUUGUACGUUUAAAAAAAAAAAAGGGGGGGGGGCUGUGCUACGGCUAAGAUUGAAUACUGCUUACAGCAUUGAGAAGGUUCUCGGAGAAAACAAAAAGCAAACAUAGUACAUUGAACUCUUCACUUCACUGACUUAUUACUUGUUGACUUGUGAACCAGGGGUGCACACGUCUGUGGCUCAAGACGAGACAGGUGCUGCCGGGGAUGGAGAGCUUCCGAGUCUAGAAGAUGUAUCAUACGUGAGUAGGCACGCACGCACAUACACACACACUUACACACACGCGCGCGCGCACACGAACACGCACACACACAAAUUAAAUAGCAGCAGGUCGAAAUACCAGUAUAAAAUAAUAAGGCACCCAUAUCAUUUCACGAUAUCCGCUGGAAAAGUUAAACUAUUAAAAAAAAAAUAAUAAGCUUUCAUGUUAUUCAAGAGACCCGUCACUGCACCACACUACCCUAUAAAGUAUCAAUGUGUAAACUAGCCAUUGGUGCUUCCAGCUGUAACAAGUGCCUUGGGAAGAAAAAAAAAAGUUUUUUCACUACAAAGUUGCCAGUCUGGUGGUCAAAUAAUAUCAAAUCCUUUGAAAAUGUAUCCUUCCAAGUUUUCCGAGGUAUCCCUUGCUCAUUCUCCCCCUCUCAGCCACUUUUUUUUUCAUGCAGUGUGAAGUUUUUCUUUCUGGCAACUAUCGGCGGGGGUGGGGAAUGCAGCCCCUACCCCUGGAAUACUGGAAUAUAUUAUACAUAUAUAUAUAUGUAUAUAUAUAUAUAUGUAUGUAUAUAUAUAUAUAUGUGUGUGUGUGUGUGUGUGUGAUUAAACCGCAAAUUUUUUUUUAAAAACAAUUUUAAAAAGAAUAUUAACUGGUGCCAUUAACCGAAUACAAUUACUGGAACCUAUGGAAUGUCACAGUGCUCAAUAUAUAUUUGAUGAUCAGCAUCUUUAAAACUAAUAUUGUUAGAGGCUAACACUAUUCGAUUAUAAAUAUCGUACUGUGUUGAAAACUCGCCGCGCCCGACUAUGAGCUGAAGUCUUACUUACUGUUUUCGCACACAUCGGUUUUUUUAUUUAAUUACUUUUUGCAACUUUACAAGUCUAAACUUUACUAACAUGGUAUUGAACUACCUUUAUAUCAAUACUAAGGUCUAUAAUAUGAAUAAAGUUCUGGCUAAGUAUCUAACGUGUGCAAUCCUUUUUAAACUGAUAUUUCACCAUAAAAGGGUGACCUUUAAAGUAUGGAUAAGAGUUAAAUAUACAUUUAAUUCCGGCCUCGAGCUUAAAAAAAAAGAAGUUAUAAUUGGCAUAAUUUUAAAGCACUCGACUCCAUCUAAGCUGAGCUAGCUGCUAGAAUAAAUGAAAACUUUUAAAAACCUGAUGUUUAAAAGAAAAAAAAAAAAGAAUUUAACGGGCGCAUACAAGUAAUGCACGUAUCAUCACUUACUAUAUCAUAAGAAAAAAAAAAUUUAACGGGCGCAUAAAAGUAAUGCACGUAUCAUAAAUUACUAUAUAAGAAGCGUUCGCCCCCCCCCCCCUUUUUUUUUGGAUUGACAUAAAUAUUGAAUCCAGGUAAACUCGAUAAUGCACGUCUAGCUUUUGAAAUGGUCAACAAUUUUCUUAGGAGGUGACCUUCGAACUUGUUUAGGGCACUUCUGCCAAUCAUUUAGCGAACUGGCCGAUAUCUGGCUUUGACAGUAACAAACACAUACUUGCGCGCACGCACACACACACACGCACCCACACAUACACACACGCGCACGCCCGCACGCACACAUACACACACACGCAUGCUCCCACACACACGCGCACGCACACACGCGCGCACGCACACACACGCACGCACACAUUCGCACGCUCUCUCUCACACACACAUACACACGCGCACGCUCACACACACACGCACGCACACACACACGCACGCUCUCUCACACACACAUACACACGCGCACUCACACACGCACGCACACACACGCACGCUCUCUUUCUCACACACAUANCACGCACACGCACGCACGCACACACACGCUCUCUCACCCACACAAACCUACACACGCCCACCACGCACACGCACGCACACACACACACGCUCUCUCACACACACAAACAUACACACGCGCACCACGCACACGCACGCACACACACACACGCUCUCUCACACACACAAACAUACACACGCGUACGCACCCACACGCACUUACGCACGCACACACACACGCACGCUCUCUCUCUCUCCCAGACAUACACACGCGCACGCACACACACACACACGCACACACACGCACGCACGCGCACACUCUCUCACACACGCACACUAUCUCACACACACACAGACGCACGCACACAUACACACGCGCUCUCUCACACACACACGCACGCUCUCUCACACACGCACGCACACACACGCACGCACACACACGCUCACAUUUAUUUAUUUAUUUUAUUAUGGAGGGGGGGGGGGCUAAUUUAAUGUUUGUUUCAUCCCGCCUCUUGUCAAAUUUCCCCAGCCGUGUGUGCGGAUAAUUGUUCGCCCGGCGGGACCUGCGUAAAGCCCAAUAUCUGCCGUUGUGGCGAUGGGUCUCUGUUGACAAGGUGCUCGCCCGAGCCUGACCCUGAUACACACCCCAGGCUAAAGAGGAUGGCUGACGGCACCCCUCACGUGAAAUACACCAAAAAGAACAGUUUCGAAGGUGAGUGCUAAUCUAAUGAAGAUUUAUGUCCCAUUUAGGACGGAAGUAGUCCAAUGGCUUAGCUAAGAUUAGUGACGCCUGGGUCAGUUCAAACUUUUGGUAACCCCCUUUCCGCGACAUAAUGGCAAAAAAAAGUGCCAUAUGGCGCUGACCCCCCCUACCCCCCGCCUAUGCACACCCCCUUCCUACGCCACCUCUGUAGUUACAUAUACACAAAUAAAUGGAAUCGUUCUUCUGACUCUCAUUAAGACCUCAUCGCAUGCACGGACGGGGCGAAAUUAACGGUUACCAUUAAUGAGGUAACGCUAUUACACGGACAUUAACUGUUACCAUUAACGAGGCAGCACUUUUAGCGCCACAUUGGCUGUUUCCAUUAAUGAAAUGACACUUUUAGCCUGAUAUUAAUUAUUUACCAUUAAUGAUGUAUACUUUUAGCUCGACAUUAACUUCCCUUUGGAUAGGUUGCUGAGGUAUAAACUUUCAUGGUCAUUGAAAAACACUCUUUCUAUAUUAGAAUUUCUGAAUUUAGAUAUUAAUAUUUAAAAUUUCCCAGAAGUGCGCCCCAUUUAAUACACAAAUGUUAUGUUCAUAACGUUAUAUAUAAACCCCAAAACUGCCGCCCGCGGCGAUCGCGCCCCACCCCUUUUUUUUCGCCCUGUCUUAGGCACGUUAUUGUUUUGGACUAAUACUAUCGCACUAUUUUUACUCCAUACACAUAUUGUUUCUGUAUAAUUUAUAUUUUUAUCUCCAAUUCCUCACACUAGGGCCGUGCUCGCCCACUACAUGUGACCACAUCUGUGAGAACCUGCCCGACAACAGCUACAAGUGCUCAUGCCGUCAAGGCUACCUCAUGCAUGCCAACAAACGAUAUUGUACACUGGCGACGUUUACGGGCUGGACAGGCGAUCAGCACACGGGAAUUUCCGCUCCCACGAACUCAGGCCAACAACAAAGAGAUGACGGGCGGGGAAGCGGCCGCGUCUUCGGGCCACCGAAUGCCGGCGGCGAGGCGCCACACAUUUGGGAUGUCGACUCAAAAGAUCAUCGGUUCAAGAAUGGGCCUUACGCGUUUUUUCCGUCCCCAAAGCCUGGGGUCACAUCGCCAGAGCAGAAGCUGAAGGAAAGCUAUGAGCCUAAGGACGGGAAAUAUACCAACGAUGGUCAAGUUGACCUAGAAGAUCAAAUGUGGAGAGCUAAACAACUGCCGAGCUCUAGAGCAGAGGGCAAAGGAGAUGAGAAAAGUCAAAACAAAGAGGCCGUCGUUAGACCAGAUCAAGCCAUUUGGGUAAAAGACUUGGAACGGGUUAAGGCGGAAGAGCUCACGGGGAAGCGGAAGCAAAAAGAUCCAGUCGCUGAAGACGUUUGGGAGACGAAAAAAAACCCUGAAAAAACAAAGAUGGAAGUUCCAGACAUUGCUGGAUCGCAAAACUCUGAUUCAUUGUAUGCUAAGCAGUGGAAGCACAAGACGGAGCACUAUUCGGGAGAGUCCAUGGCGAAACUUCGAGAGGACAGAAAGGGCGCCGAGGAUACCGAUGGGGCUGUUCAGCUAAAAGACGAGGAGAAAAAGUAUUUGGAAGGAAUAGAAUGGGCAAAGAAAGAGCUCGAAAAGAAAGAAAAUGAAAAGAAAGAAAAGGAAAAGAAGUACAAUGAAAAGAAAGAAAACAAAAAGAAAGAUAUCGAAAAGAAAAACGAGAAGGAAAACGGAAAGAAAGAAAACGAAAAGAAAGAAAACGAAAAGAAAGGAAACAAACAUAAAGAAAACAAAAAGAAAUACAUCGAAAAGAAACUAAGCGACGAGAGAGAAUACGGAAAGAAAAAGUACGAAAAGAGAGAACACGGGAAGAAAGUUAUCGGAAAAGGCGCUCACGAUGAUAAGGCCCGCAGGAGGUUGGUGUCGCUGGUGGAAAGUCCAAAGUUCCACAACUACAUGCCAAUAAGGGAAGAAAACGCUAAAAAAUCGCCCGAAUUUGAAUCAGACAAAGAGUAUCCAUCGUUUCCCGUAGCUCCAAAGGCAAAGUCUGCAGGCAAAAACAAAGCUAAAAAGGAGGGGAAGGCGUAUCCAGCCAUUCCCAACUUUCUUUGGGCCUUCUGAUGUUCCCCAUGAUGAAUCAAAGAUAUGACACUAUCUUGACCAAAAAAUGGGGAGAGUUGUUUAGGAGAGGUGAGUUAAAAGGGGGGAAAAAAUGGCCAAAACUCAAAAGCUCAAGGAAUGGAAUCCGAAACUGAACUAUUUAAAAAAAAAAAAUGUGUAUCUGUGGAUUAAAAGAAAAACAAUGUCAAAGAUUGGUGGAUAAAUGGUUGAUCUCCUGUAACAUGACCGAAUUUUUUUUUCUUGAACAAAAUAUUUAAAUAAAACUGAAAAAAAAGAAGAAAAAAAAAGAACCACUAAAGUAUUUAAGUGGAUAUGAAGCUGUUAUCUUGCUCUCUCUGUUUUUCCCCUCUUUAUCUCCACGACCUCUCUCUCUGUUUCUCUCUCUCCCAUUCUUUCUUUCUCUCUCCCUUCCUCUCGCUCUCUCUUGUGUGUUAGUGAGUGCGCGUCAGCGUGGGUGUGUGUAAUUUGUAAAAAUUCCUUAAACUGUGAACACG
Molecule: messenger RNA, 7982 nt
Organism: Lymnaea stagnalis (great pond snail)
Lineage: Eukaryota; Metazoa; Mollusca; Gastropoda; Lymnaeidae
Source: the annotation of a GenBank genome assembly